Suillus fuscotomentosus is the source of this 807-nucleotide messenger RNA. RefSeq lists its product as uncharacterized. Lineage: Eukaryota; Fungi; Basidiomycota; Agaricomycetes; Boletales; Suillaceae. Bases 1 to 807 code for a protein of 268 amino acids. The transcript is spliced from 3 exons. The record is from RefSeq and is a predicted model, not a curated record.
AUGGAUACAUUGCCUCAAUUACCGCGGUCUUCGUCGUCAUACUUCUGGGGGCAGGACGCACAUGUUGACGUUAGUGUUUACGAUGGGCGGUCCAGCAUUAGUGAAUCACAAACUCUACCUCGAGGGUUUGAUUAUUCUCCGUCAACGAACAUGGCGUACGGUCAUGCAGGUUCGCAGGAGUAUUUCGCUGGACCGCCCCUGAUCGACACCAGGGCUUGGGAAACCUUGUUUUACCAUCCUUCAGAAAACUUUUCGCGCAGCUCGCCGUCAGCACCCAAUCAUUGGCAGUACAGCUAUUCUUCACCCGCAGGCCGUGAAUAUCCCACAUCCGACAACUACAUGGAUGAAUCUACUCAAAGCGAGUGGACGACAACGCCAGUUGACGCUCAUCCGCCGUACACGCCGCUCGCCCCAAGCCCCCCAUUUCCUUCAGUACCCUCAGAAUCACACGUGUCUCCCUCUGUUGACGAUCGAGAGCUGCAUCAUGAACACAUUGUGUCCGACGUGGAAGUAUUUUACUGUCCGCUGCCAUCAAGUGAUGGAACGUAUUGCAAUGCACCGAUCCCGUGCAACGAAGCCCGCAUCACCGCACACUUGCGCAGCAUCCACGCGCUCCAUGCGAAGCGUUUUGAAGUCAUUAGUUGUCUGUGGCCUGGAUGCAAGUGUAGCAUGCAAGCAGCGAGCAUUCCUCGUCACAUCAUCACGCUUCACGUCAAGACACGUUUCCAAUGCUCGUACUGCGGCAAAAGCCUCACGAGAAAAGAUGGCAAGUUGAAGCACGAGAAAAUCUGUCAUGAAAAACCGUGA